AUGAUCCACUCCACGCUCCCUCACAUCUCCGAGACUCCGACUACUAUUCAAUUUCUCAAACGAGGGAUGGAGUCUGGAAACGAAGUUGUUUCAGAGGAUGGAAGCGGUGUUGCUGUUAAUGAAGAUCCGAAUGUGAAAAAAGAGGAAGAAAACUCAAAUAAAGUCGAGGAGCCCCUUAAUUCAACAGGAGUUGAAGUGAUCGAAAUCAUUGAAUCGCCUGACAUUCGAGGGAAAAACUCCAUUAAAGUUUCAACAAACGACGCGACUUCAAAGAACAAGAAAGUAGUUAAAAAGAUCCCUAGUACGAGUUCUUCCUCUCGCAAUCCUAAGUCAAAUCCGUCUCAGAAUUCAUCUUUUCCUGCUAAAACCCCAAACCCUAAUUCCAUGAAGCCUGCCAUUGCUGGGCACCCUGUGAAACCACGAAUUGAAUCAAAAGAAGUGACUGCAAAGAGUAGUGGUAUGGCUACCCGGAGAGCCAGUUUACAUUCAGUCACAGGCCUACACACCUCAAGGCCCAAAAAAUCCAAUGGAAAUGAAGACUGCCCUCCUUCUGAAGACUCCUUAUCAGUUAAUCAACAUUCAAAACCAAUCAAAACCGCAGUUAGAGAAGAUGAUGACACUCGUUCCUCUACCUCAUCAGGGCAACAUAGGAACAUUGCAUCCGGCUUUUCUUUCAGGUUGGAUGAACGUGCUGAAAAGCGAAGAGAGUUCUAUUCAAAGUUGGAGGAAAAGACUCAUGCAAAGGAAAUGGAGAAGACUAAUUUGCAAGAAAAGUCAAAGGAAAGCCAAGAAGCCGAGAUCAAGAAAUUAAGGAAGAGUUUAACAUUUAAAGCUGCCCCACUGCCAAAGUUUUACAAAAAACCCCCUCCGAAAGUAGAACUGAAGAAGAUGCCACCCACACGUCCAAAAUCUCCAAACCUGGGCAGAAACAAGAGCGCUGUGGCUGAAUCAUCAAGUAAAGUCAACCAUGAGAAAGAGGUAGUCAAACCCGAAAAGUCAACUGGAAAAGUCAAAGCAAAAACCUCACCUUCCAAAGCCAUGGUCAAACCAGAAAAGUCAAAUGAAAAUACUGGUAAAACAGAAGAUGAAGGAAAGGAUCAAGUUUGGAAUGAGGAAUUUGAAGCAGUCCAAAUCCCAUCUGUAAAUCCUCUUGAGGUUGAGGAUUGGAUAGAAGUUGGUGCUGAAAAGAACGCUGCAGGGGUUGAGGAAUUGACCAAUGAGGAUGUGACACCUGGAGAUAUUGUCAUUGUUGAAGGUUGUCUCUACAGGUUUAUAUGA
Messenger RNA from Lactuca saligna, 1278 nucleotides. NCBI's taxonomy places the organism in Eukaryota, Viridiplantae, Streptophyta, Magnoliopsida, Asterales, Asteraceae. The record is from the annotation of a GenBank genome assembly.